CUCAAACCUCACAUGAACACUGUCCAGCUUCCCUCAAACCCCACAUCAACACUGUCCAGCUUCCCUCAAACCCCACAUGAACACCAUCCACAGUCCACAUUCCAUCAAACCCCACAUGAACACCAUCCACAGUCCACAUUCCAUCAAACCCCACAUGAACACCAUCCACAGUCCACAUUCCCUCAAACCCCACAUGAACACCACCCACAGUCCACAUUCCAUCAAACCCCACAUGAACACCAUCCACAGUCCACAUUCCAUCAAACCCCACAUGAACACCAUCCACAGUCCACAUUCCAUCAAACCCCACAUGAACACCAUCACCAUCCACAGUCCACAUUCCAUCAAACCCCACAUGAACACCAUCACCAUCCACAGUCCACAUUCCCUCAAACCCCACAUGAACACCAUCACCAUCCACAGUCCACAUUCCCUCAAACCCCACAUGAACACCAUCCACAGUCCACAUUCCAUCAAACCUCACAUGAACAUCAUCCACAGUCCACAUUCCAUCAAACCCCACAUGAACACCAUCCACAGUCCACAUUCCAUCAAACCCCACAUGAACACCAUCCACAGUCCACAUUCCAUCAAACCCCACAUGAACACCACCCACAGUCCACAUUCCAUCAAACCCCACAUGAACACCAUCCACAGUCCACAUUCCAUCAAACCCCACAUGAACACCAUCCACAGUCCACAUUCCAUCAAACCCCACAUGAACACCAUCACCAUCCACAGUCCACAUUCCAUCAAACCCCACAUGAACACCAUCACCAUCCACAGUCCACAUUCCAUCAAACCCCACAUGAACACCAUCACCAUCCACAGUCCACAUUCCCUCAAACCCCACAUGAACACCAUCCACAGUCCACAUUCCAUCAAACCUCACAUGAACAUCAUCCACAGUCCACAUUCCAUCAAACCCCACAUGAACACCAUCCACAGUCCACAUUCCAUCAAACCCCACAUGAACACCAUCCACAGUCCACAUUCCAUCAAACCUCACAUGAACACCAUCCACAGUCCACAUUCCAUCAAACCCCACAUGAACACCAUCCACAGUCCACAUUCCAUCAAACCCCACAUGAACACCAUCCACAGUCCACAUUCCAUCAAACCCCACAUGAACAUCAUCCACAGUCCAUAUUCCAUCAAACCCCACAUGAACACCAUUCACAGUCCACAUUCCAUCAAACUUCACAUGAACACCAUCCACAGUCCACAUUCCAUCAAAACCCACAUGAACAUCAUUUAGCUUCCAUCAUAAUGGAAUUUUCACCAAUUUGUUUUACUAACAUUAUGCAUAACGUUUUUCUCUAGAGAAUUUUAAAGCAAGCCUGAGACAUAUCAUUCUACUACUGCACCAGUCAGAAAGCAUCUUUAGUAGACAUGACACUUUAUGAAUGUAGAGUCAUAAUGCCUUUAUCAUAGUAAUACAUUCAAACAUUAAUUUCUUAAAUUAAUUAAAAACACAAGCAAUUUUAAAACUUCCCUAUGGUACUGAAGCAUGCAAUUUAUAGCUUCCAUUUCAGCUACAAUUCAAACAAAGCCCACAGACUACAUUCUAUAGCUGGAUCUCUCUUCAGACAGUGGAGAAGUGAGAGAACAGCCACACUUGGGUCGUGAUUAUGCAGGAAGGCUUCAGGGUAGCCUUAUUGCUAAAAACAUAUUUUGGGAGAGCAUGUGCAAACCUAGUCAGGUCCCCAAGUAUUGAAAAAUCCAACCCCUACUGAAUCAGCAAAGCAAAAUUUGGAGCCAUGCAUAGAGGCAGCAACUUUACUUCACUUAAAUGAUUUCCCGUAAACUGGAGGGUUCAUAUAUGUCCCCACACCUCGCUGUCAGCCACACGGUCUUAUUUUAGGUAUCUGGGGUACCUGAUACCUGGGCUGUGGAGUUUUAUACUUAUGUACAGGGAGCAGCCUGCUAGGGAAAUAUUGAUUGUUCUACAGUGGUUCCGAAAUGCUGUGUUUGCAAAUGUGGAACACAGCACACGAUAUGUUUAGUAAGACUGUGAAGUCAUCUAAAAAUAGAAAGUGAAAACUUUGCAGCAAAAUGAAGGCCACAUGUGCAGCCUGUUGGCAGGGAUAAACCUCCUCACAGACCACCCUACUCUUUCAAGGGCACACGUAAGUGGACAAAAUUUGGAGGGUAAUAUAUAACUUACCCCCUCUAUUGACAGAAUGGUAUUUUAUUUCUUUAAUUUAGGAAAUAAAAAUAUUGGGGAAUAACACAUUUAAGAAGAGGUGUUCACUCAUCACCAGUUGGUCCUUACUCUUCAAAAAUAAGCUAUCAAAACCAUAAUGUGAUGUCACCGCACAUCCAUUAGAUAUAUAGAAACUGGACCCUUGUGCACUGUUGAUGGUGACAUGGGACAGGACAAAAUGAUGUCAGUUCUUAAAAAAAAUGAAAAAUACAAUUAGGACAAGUUCUGGUAAUUCUGCUUCUGAGGCAUCUACCCAUGAGAAGAGAAAGCAGGACCUCAAGAGGCCCCCGGACGCCAUGUUCACAAAAGUAUAACUCGUAAUAGCCCAAUGUGGGAGCAGCCCACUGCAGACAGAGGUGUGGAGAUGGCAAUGCAGCACACUUGCAACAGUGGAAAACCACGACCCUCAAAGGGAAGGAAGCCGACUCCUCCACAUCCCAAGGGCGAAGCUCAAGGUCAUUCUCCUAAAAGAAGAAGUCAGUGGCAGCAAGACACAGGCUGAACUAUCUCGAAUAUGUGUGACGUAGCGAGGGUAGAAGACUCAGAAAGUUGACAGGAGAGGUUGAGGGGUGAUGGAAAUUUUUGUUUACUGGUUAUGUUUUUUAUUAGCCUACAGAGAGUGAGUUUUCAUUGUUGUAUUUUCCAAACAAAAUUUGUUUUUGUUGUGCCCCCUCUCCCCCAUUUCCUUCCUCUCCUCUUCCUUCCCUUGUGCCCUUCCCUCCCCAGGGCCUCCCUUCCUGCAGUAACUCAGUUUUCCAAGACAGGAGCUCUGGAGAUGGAUGGUGGAGGUUAAGGUUGACUGGCAAUGUGAACACACUUAAUAUUCUUCAUCCCUGAGAAAUAGUUAAGACUGCAAAUUUUAUGAGUAUUUUACCACAACUGAAAAUACCUACAAACACAUACUAGAUUUUAAUUAAGUCCUAAGGACACUGCAACCAAUGGGCCACAAAUACCAAGGACAGCAUCACAAACUCAGAGUUCCAAUGGCAGAGCCUGACACUGCUAUGUCGGGGACCACUGCUCUAUGUUCCUUGUUCACUUGCUGGGUCUGCAGACAACAAAACCUGGUUUUGUUCCCCUGUUCCCAGUUAGACUCCCCCAUUCCUGGAUCUAAAGCAUAAAUUGGCAAAGCCACUGAGUUGCUCUAGUUAAGGUGAAAAUCACCACUUUAUGACCCCUCUUAAGAGCACAAAUGCUCCAAAACAGAGACCAAAGGAAGAGAAAUCUGAAUACAUUGUACACUGAAGUAUCCAAAUAUCUACAUAGUUAAUCAAGAAAAGAGCUUCAACUUUCUCUAUGUAAAUGCCAUUAAAAAGCACAUUUAAUAGUGUAAAUUGUUAUAUAAUUUUAGAAUGAUAAAAGUAUUUUAUAAACACACAACUGAAUGUCUACUUGUCUAAUAACUUGGUGGAAAGUAACAGUGGGAAGCAGGACAUGGUGGCACACACCUAUAAUCCCAACACUCAGGUAACUGAAGCAGGACAAUUGUGAUUCCAGGCUAGCCUGGGUUAUAGAGUGAAUCUUUCUUAAACACAAAGAAACCAGAGCCAAAACCAAAAUGUGGUGAUUAAUCUUGAUUGUUAACUUGAUUAAACUGAGAGAUGCCUAAGACAUGAUUGGUAAAGCACACCUCUGGGGACAUCUUUUUCUAGAGAAGACUAUCAGGGGAGACUGUUGUGGGGUGGGCAGCAGCAUCCCCUAGGUCAAGGAUAUCCCCUGUGUUAAGUAGCAUCCCCCUCCUUUGCUGUACUAGCCCAGAAGACUGUCUCUGGCACUGUUUGGAAUCAUUCACUAUUCUCAACAUACAAAUCCCCAUCGUUAUGUGAUAAAGGGGGCUACAGGGGAAGGGCAUGUUAGCACAGGUAGUCCCUCUUUUCUGCUUCUUGGCUCCCACGAGGCGAGCAGCUUUUCUCUACCACACCCUUCCAGUAUGACAUUCUCUCUUGCCUUAGUUCUGAAAUACUGAAGCUAGCCAGUGCUGGAGGGCAGCCUCUGAAAUGAGAUCUAAAACAUGUCCAUUCUCCUGUAAGUUACUUCUGCCAGGUAUUUGCUAGACAUGAAGUCUAAGCUGUUCUAAAGGCGAAACGUUGCUCACACGUAAAACUAGGGACAUAAUGGCUGGGUCUGCAGCAUUAGGUUUAUGUUUAGCAGCCUGAUUACAAAGUUACAGGUGCCUUUGAAAUCAAAUCCCCCUCAGUCUCACAGCAGAAUGGAAAAAACUGUAAAAUUCAUGCAACGUUUUGGCAAAAAGUCAAGACUUCCCUGUAGGAAAUGAUAUAGAAAAGAAUGGUUGAAGUGAAGCUUUAGACUCUAUACUUAAGCUACAUACAUCAUGAUGGGGAUUUGUGUGUUGAAAAUAAUAACUGUUUCCUAACAGACCCAGAUUAUGGUAGAGAUAGUCUUCAGGGCUAGGCCAGCAAAGGAGGGAGAGGGUGCUGCUUAAGGCAGGAUUUUUCCGUCUUUGGUCAAGUACUUAAGAAGCAUCUGCAAGCUUGCUAUCCUCUGUCCCAGAGACUUCAGGGUCUACAGGGGAGACAUAAUUCGCAUUUCUCACAAGGUUCCAGGGGAGGCAGACACUACUUGGAAUUUCACUUUCAAUCCCACUGUCCUAAUGAAUGUCAUUAUGGGAUAUAUGUACUGCAGAGAUUUCCUAAAAUGUCUCAAUUUCUGAAGAAAACAGAAGUAAUUUAACAUCCACCUAGGAGAGGGAGAACUAUAUGGUUGUAAAGAUUAAAACAGAGCAGCUUAUGAAAUACACCUAUUUUAUUAAGUAGAUUAAGACACUCGAGCCUAAACGGAUGGCUAUCCAGGCCUGGGUGAAGUCAUGUACACAGCAAUGCUCAGAGAGAACCAUGGUGCCCACCACUCUAGUAACCCAACCAUGUAUGACACGAUUUCCCAUAGGCUCUGCGAAGAAGCUCACCAGCCACGAUGCUUGAGAAAGCAUGUCAGUACAGCACUCAGUAGGAAAUACAAUGCUAAAUUAAUGCCACGUGUAACAAGGACACCACAAGGCUCAGCAGGAGGGCUUUAGGAAAAACAAGACAGACUCAGCUAAGCGUGGACACUAAGACAGCGACUCUCCAGCCAAGACAUCUCAUGCUGUUUUUCAACUGGGCCUAGAGACAGAUCAUGAGUUGUUCGAGCUGGCCUUUCAUCAUUGGAUCUUAUUUUUCAGAUGCUAAUUCAUUUUAUUUUUCUGAGAUAACCAGCAAGCAUUUAUGAAUAACAAAGCUCUCCAAAUUUCAGUGCAUAUUUGAGGGACAUAUGAAUCCUGGACAGAAAUCAUUCUGGAACAAGAAAACAAUUCCUGCAAUUUCUAAGUUGUGCUACAAUGAGGCCAAAAAGGAAGGAACUCUCAGAUCAUUACACAGUCAAAUGUCAAUCACUUGAAUAAAUUGCAAGGGAUUCAAAUACAGUAAUAGUCAAUGAUACAAAAAAAGGUGCAAAAGUAAUAUGCCAAAUUAAAUGUUAUGAAUCCCUAGAAAGAGAUCCUAUGCCAAUGAAAUUUAGAACAGUUUAUUUUCCAAAUAUUACUUUUUGUGCAGGCAGAUAUAGGCUGUCAAUUUGCUGGGAUAAUAUGCUUUCUACACUGAGGGAUUAACACAAUUGGAUAUUAACUUAAUGUUAAUGUUAGCUUAAGAUGCUAACACAUCUUAGCAAUUGCAGACGCCUUAUAGGCCUUUAGUGAGAUACCUUAUGAUGCAGGUCAAUGCAGGAAAGGUAUUCCAGAUGAUGAUGCUUAAGGCAAUCUCUCAUAAAGUUUAAUCCAAAUUUAUGAUGAUUCAUAGCUUCCUUUCAGAGUUCUAAAAGUUUUGUGUUGCUAUAGUUCCAAAUUCUGAAAGGUUAGUUCAUUGCUAGAGAAUGUUCAACAUUGUGAUACCAGACCUCAGAACUUAUCACUAACAAGGAAAGACACAAAGGUAUUGUGAUGUUUUUCAACUAGACACCAAUGUGAAGAAUGAACCUCAUUCAGUGCCACGGUGUCAGUUUCUGGAGACAGCAUUUUGUGUGCAAGAGAGAAUUCCAUCCACAAGUACUAAAAUCUCAUGAUUGAUUUACACAUUUGCUCUCAAAUGCUGUCAUUGGUCAGCCACUCAUCUACAUAUGUGUAAAGGUCAGGAGAUGAGCUGGACCACGCAGGGGGCGUCACUGUUCAU
Messenger RNA from Peromyscus californicus insignis, 6366 nucleotides. RefSeq lists its product as uncharacterized. The transcript has a single exon. Bases 77 to 1258 code for a protein of 393 amino acids. The record is from RefSeq and is a predicted model, not a curated record. Lineage: Eukaryota; Metazoa; Chordata; Mammalia; Rodentia; Cricetidae.